GCCAUUGCUGAACAUUAGAACUUACACAGUUCCUUAAAAGAAGCUGGCAUUCGGUUGAAUCUCGGGAAAAGAUCUCCAGAGAAGGCGUAUCUCUAAGAGCAAGUCAGUGAGUAAAAUUUAGUUCUGUUAUUUCAUCAAAACACGUGGUUGGAUUCUAACAAAUUAAAAGACACUGCAGCUUCUGGAUCCAGUGUGAACAAUGGAGACAGCGCUAGCAAAAACGUCACAGCAAAGGCAAGUCAUUUUUCUUACUAUAUUGUUGCUUUUGUGGGAGGCUGGCUCUGAGGCAAUUAGAUAUUCCGUGUCAGAAGAGACUGAGAGUGGCUACUUGGUGGCUAACCUGUCAAAAGAUCUGGGGCUCAGGGUAGGGGAACUGGCCACUAGAGGGGCUCGAAUCCAUCACAGAAGAAACAAAGAACUCUUGCAGCUGGAUACAGAGACAGGAAAUUUGCUCCUGAAGGAGAAACUAGACCGCGAGGUGCUGUGUGGGGAGACAGAUCCCUGUUUGCUGCACUUCCAGAUAAUUCUGGAAAACCCUGUUCAGUUCUUCCAAACUGACCUGCAGCUCACAGAUAUAAACGACCAUUCUCCAGAGUUCCCUUACAGUGAAAUCCAUCUAACAAUCCCUGAGAGCGCCCAGCCAGGCACUGUGUUUCCUCUGAAGGCAGCCAAGGACCCUGACAUAGGGAGCAAUGCUGUUCAGAACUACACAGUCAGCCCCAACCUCCAUUUCCACGUUGUUACUCACAGUCGCCCAGAUGGCAGCAAAAACCCAGAGCUGGUGCUGGACAGAGCCCUGGACAGGGAGGAGCAGCCUGAGCUCACUUUAACCCUCACUGCUCUGGAUGGGGGGACCCCUCCCAGGUCUGGGACCACCACAGUGCGCAUUGAAGUCGUGGACAUCAAUGAUAAUGCCCCCCAGUUUGUACAGUCACUCUAUGAGGUGCAGGUCCCUGAGAACAGCCCCCUCAAUGCCUUGGUUGUCAGGGUCUCUGCCAGGGACUUAGAUGCUGGGAAGAAUGGGGAUGUAGCCUACUCUCUGUUCCAAGGCGGUGAAGCUUCUCAACCAUUUGUAAUAGAUGAAACCACAGGAGAAAUUCGGUUGAGCAAAGAGUUGGAUUUUGAGGUAACUGGAUAUUAUAAUGUGGAAAUCGCAGCCACAGAUGGAGGGGGCCUUUCAGGCAAAUGCACUGUGGCUGUACAGGUGUUGGAUGUGAAUGACAACGCUCCAGAGCUGAGCUUCUCUGUGAUCACAAGCCCUAUCCCGGAAAACUCCCCAGAGACUGUAGUUGCUGUUUUCAGUGUUUUUGAUCUAGAUUCUGGGGAUAAUGCAAGGAUGGUGUGUUCUAUUCAGAACGAACUUCCAUUUAGUUUAAAGUCCACAUUUGAGAACUAUUAUACUUUAGUGACAGAGGGGCCACUGGACAGAGAGAGCAGAGCCGAGUACAACAUCACCAUCACAGUCUCCGACAUGGGCUCACCCAGGCUCAUGACCCAGCACACCAUAACAGUGCAGGUGUCCGACAUCAACGACAACGCCCCCGCCUUCACCCAAUCCUCCUACACCCUGUCUGUUCGCGAGAACAACAGCCCCGCCCUGCACAUAGGCACCAUCAGAGCCACGGACUCAGACUCAGGCUCCAAUGCCCACAUCACCUACUCGCUGUUGCCGCCCAAUGACCCGCAGCUGGCCCUCAACUCUUUAGUCUCCAUCAACGCGGACAACGGGCAGCUGUUUGCGCUCAGGGCGCUGGACUAUGAGGCCCUGCAGAGCUUCGAGUUCCGCGUGGGCGCCACCGACCAAGGCUCCCCAGCUCUCAGCAGUCAGGCGAUGGUGCGCGUGCUGGUGCUGGACGACAAUGACAAUGCGCCCUUCGUGCUCUACCCUCUGCAGAACGCCUCUGCGCCCUGCACUGAGCUGCUGCCCAGGGCCGCGGAGCCUGGCUACCUGGUCACCAAGGUGGUGGCUGUGGACCGCGACUCUGGCCAGAACGCCUGGCUGUCAUUCCAGCUGCUCAAGGCCACGGAGCCAGGGCUGUUCAGCGUGUGGGCGCACAAUGGCGAGGUGCGCACCACCAGGCUGCUGAGUGAGCGCGAUGCCCCCAAGCACAGGCUGCUGCUGCUGGUCAAGGACAAUGGCGAUCCUCAGCGCUCUGCCAGUGUCACUCUGCAUGUGCUGCUGGUGGAUGGCUUCUCCCAGCCCUACCUGCCUCUGCCAGAGGUGGCGCGCGACCCCGCGCAGGAUGAUGAAGAUGUGCUCACGCUGUACCUGGUCAUUGCCUUGGCGUCUGUGUCUUCACUCUUCCUCUUGUCUGUGCUGCUGUUCGUUGGGGUGAGGCUGUGCAGGAGGGCCAGGGCGGCCUCUCUGGGUGUCUGCUCUUUGCCCGAGGGACAUUUUCCUGGUCACCUGGUUGAUGUCAGCGGCACAGGCACCCUGUCCCAGAGCUACCAGUAUGAGGUGUGUCUGACUGGGGACUCUGGCACAACAGAUUUUAAAUUCCUGAAGCCCAUAAUUCCCAACAAUCUGAUUCCAGACACUUAUAUGUUGAAUAGCUAAAACUGUAGGAUAAAUCUCAUUAAGAGAAGGAUAAAAUAGUAGUUGUUGAGAUGUAGGGUUCUUUUUGUUUGUUUGUUUGUUUUGGAAAUCAGUAAUGUUUCACCCAGAUUACGUUUGAUUUCUAUGUGGUUUUAGUUUUUAUGUCACAGAUUAAUGUUUCAAUUGCCUCCUGUCUUGGUAGUGCAAUCUUAGUGUAUGUUUUCUGUUACUCAGAGGAAAGCAAUAUCUUCACUGCUUUAGUAAUGACUGAAAUAGUUUUAAAAUCUCAUUAAAUGUAUUAUAUUUGGUAAGCAACGUAGAAUUCCAAACAUUUUCGAAAUGUAUCUGUAACAUCUUCUUUUCUUUUAGGGGGUAUACUAACUAUGUAAUGUGGUAGGUCUGUCGCGAUGCAGAUCAUCUGCAUCCUUAAUCUUUAGCUUCCCUCUUUAUUUUCACAUUGCGCCAAAAUGUCACCCAGAAGUGUGUGGCUAUUGUCCCACCCAUUUUCCUGUAAAUGAUGUAGUGUCAUUCUUCUUUGUGGAUGAUGUGUGGUUUGGAGGUAGAGGUUAGUUGAUAGGGUGCUUGCUUAGCAUGCACAGUGCUCUGGAGGUUCAAGUGCCAGCACCAUGUGGCAAGUUCAAGCUUCGUCCAGGUUAUGUGAGUCUCUGACUCACAAAACAAAACAACAAAACAAAACUGCAUUUGACAUAAGCGCAUUUUCUUUAGCCAUCUGUUAAAAUAAUCUUAGACUGUUUCCUCUAUAAGUAAAGUGUUAGUACAAAGGAAAAAUGUUUCCUUUAAGAAAUAUAGUACAUUGAAAUUCUUUUAGGAGUAACAAGUUUAACCCGUCUCUCUAUUGAGACCAGCUAUUAAUAGUUUUUGAGACAGAGCGUCUCCACUAUCUCUGGCUGUUCAGGAACUCAGUACGUGGCGUGGACUGAGUUGGCCUCAAACUCACAGAGAUCCACCUACUUCCGUGUUCUGAGUGUGGGGAUUAAAGGCAUGCACCACCACACUAGGCAGCAAUUAAUAUUCAAGAUUUCAUUUUUAUGUUGGCCAAAGGGUAGAAAAAAAAAAAACCAUGUAUAAAUCCAGUGGAUUGCUUUUAAGCUUUCAGUCUUCAGUGUUGUUAGAAUCAUUUUCAAACAACAGGAAUAAAUUAAAUGUCAUUUUAAACUAUGAGCAUUCUUUUACUUUCAUAUUAUAUGAUGAGGUGUAUAGUUAGAUGCCACUUUGGUUUGUAAAAUUUGAGCUGAUGAGUAAAAACCCAUGAGUAAAAACCCAUGGGAUAAUUUUUUAAAAAAUACUACAGUAAGGACAGGUUCUGUUAAAGCUUAUUGUAUACUACUACUCAUUUCCAAUAUAUAUGGUGACUUAGGAGGAAAUCUUUUAGCUUUCUCUCAAGGUUUCUUCUGACUGCAAUCUGACAUGAUUUAGGAUUACUCAAAAUCUUGCUCAGAUUAUAACUUUUGAUACAUUUUAUGCCUCCAUCUUUUGGUGGAAGCCAUGUUGCUUCUUCUGGAAAAGGUACGUGAGUGUUCUGUGAGUGACCUCUAAGGCAAGGCCCUUGGAGUUUAUCUCCCACCUCGCAAGGAACAGUGGGAAUGGUAUCUGGAAUGGCUGCAUUGAUCCUUGAGAGACAGAGCCCUGAUUCCUGCCUACUUAAAGGUUAAGUGAAGACAUGAUUGACAAAGACCUUUAGAAAAGAUGGUCUCAAAAAUGAUAGGGUUAUGUGAAGAAGAAAGAAAGGGCUUAGAAAUGUCAACUGUUUCUGAGGACCUAAGUUUGCCAAUACAUUCGAGUGAGGGAAAGUUCAAAACCAGCUAAGGGAAGAUAGGACCUAAAGGUCAAUAGUGAAGAGUCCAUUCUCAGGACAAGUUAGUUCAUUUCUAGGGUAGGUUUGUAAGUAAAAUUUGCUAUGCUCUUAAAAGAAAUACAAGUUGCCUUACCAGGCCACAGAGGGAGACAAUGCAUCCAGUCAUGAUGAGACCUGAUAGACUAGGAUCAGAUGGAAGGGGAGGAGGUCCUCCGCUAUCAGUGGACUUGGGUUGGGCAAGUCCACUGCCCAGGAGGAGAUGAGGGAUGGAGGGUGGUAUUGGGAAGGGCAUGAGGGAGGGGGCUAAAGCUGGGAUACAAAGUGAAUAAACUGUAAUUAAUUUAAAAAAUAAAUACAUUUUUAAAAAUGAAUGAAGAACCUGAAAAAAAUGACAUAAUAAAUUUUGAGGCUAUUGUAGCCAAGGAUUUAUUGGCCACGUAUUGUUGAAAAAAAAAAAAGAAAGAAAUACAAGUAGGAUCGAUUCCUCCUUGCCUUAAACAAGGGCUUACAUAGAAGGUAGAAAUUGUAUGGGUUGAUGAAAAAGUAUUAACUUUUAGUUUCUGCUCUAUAAGAAAAGCUGUAGAGAGCAGGACCAUACUAUAAAAUUAGACAGAUAAAAAUGGUAUAAAAGACAAAUUAACACAUAUUGCGAACAUACUGAGUCAGACUGUGAAACGAUGCAAAGGUUAUAUUGCUGUUGAGAGUUUAUGCUUGGAUUCUAAUGUCUUACCUUGAAACUGCGUGUAUACUGCCGGCCUGCACACAAUUCAAAGUGGAUGUGCUUGGCUGGAUAUAAUAUUUUUGCUUGCAAUACAGCAUUCAGGUCAUUUGGCUUCCGAUAUUCAGGUGUGCUUAGCUAUGUCAUAAUUAUUUGGAUUGCAAUACUACACUACUUAGGAUAUGGGUAAAGGUUAAUCACUGGCAACAAGGGAACAAAGGAAACUUAAAAAGAAUUUUAAUAAGUAAUUGUUGAGAGUCCCGGAUAAUGAUUAAAGGAGAAUCUGGAGCUGCAAAUGUUUGAAUGCUCUAAAAUCUUGUAUGAAUAAAGACAGCUCAAGCUAUUCGAGGUCACUUGCUCAAACCUGAACAAGGGGUCAGAGUCUUCCUUUCCACUGACUCCACAACUCCACCCCAUGUUACUGAACUUGCCAGAUUUGGACUCUGGCAAUCUCCAUACUUCAAAGAUGUACAAAAAUUGGGAUUAGAUAACAGUAUCAUUAAGAAUGAUUAAAUUGAAUACAAUUUAGAAUUAGAUCUAGAAGGAACUGCCACUUCAAAUAAUAUGGUCAUUUUGAAUGAAAUAUGUCUUCUCUACUGAUGUGAUAAAAUAUCAUGACCAAAGCAAGAGACUCUAUUAAGAAAUACUCUAUCCAGAAGAAAGAGCUCGCUGGAGGAUUACAGUCUCAGAGGGUGAGAGUCCAUGACCUGAUGGCAGGGAAUAUGGCAGAUGGUAAGAAUGGUGCAGGAGAAGUGCCUGAAAGCUUACACCUUGCUCCAGAAGCAAGAGGCUAACUGGGAAUAGCAUGGAUUUUUGAAAUCUCAAAGCUCACACCUCAGUGACUCACCAGCUCCAACAAGGCUACACCUAAUCCUUUCCAAACUGUCCCACCAACUAGGGACCAAACUUUCAAAUAUAUGAGCCUUUGGAGAUCGUUCUCAUUGAAACUACCACAGACUGGGACUAUGACUCAGUUUUAGAGUACCUUUUCUUUAUAGCAUGCCCAUGGUCUAAGGUUUGAUUUCCAAUACCACAAAAGAAGGACUUUUCUUUUGGUGGUUAUUUUCCUAGUAUUUUCUCCGGUAAUUAAGAGUGACACACUAAUCUUUGUGAAUCUUGUACAGUGUGGAGUUAUCAAUGCUUUAUAAAAAUUUACUUCUAUGUAUCUAUAGCCCUUUCUUUUUAUUUGUGCCAUGUAAUAUAAAUUUCAUUUUUACAAAUUAUAGAUUCAUGAACAUAUAUUUAUAAUUACUUAAGGAUAUUAAUCUUUGUAAACCUUGUAAGUGCAGUUAUGAGUGUUUUUCAAAAUUUUACUUUCAUGUAUCUAUAUUCCUUUCUUCUCAUUUGUGCCACAUAACACAGUUACCCUUUACACAUUUUAGAUUCAUGAACAUGUUUUCAUAAUUACUCAAAGACAUUGUCCAAAGUCAAAGAAUGAAAAAAAUAAACCAUAUAAACAGCAAACAGAAGACAAUUGGAGAAUAGCAAAAUCAACCACAAAAUUAAAUUUAAAGAUUACUAAAAUAGAGCGUUAAAGAGGGCCAUUAUAGAUAAUAAAAGGGAGACUCUACUGGGAAAAUAUAAAACCUUAACAUAUAUGUACCUAAGUAUAGUGCAUCAAAGUAAAUGUCUUAGUUUCUUUUUCUGCUGUGAUAAAAUACCCUGACCACAGCAACUCAGUGGAUAAAGGAUUUACUUCAGCUCACAAUUCAAGGGUUUGGUCAACCAUCGCAAGGAAGUCCUGGAGCUUGCUGCAGUUAGCCACAUUGCAUUCACAGUCAGGAAGCAGAGAACAAUGAAUGUCUGUAUUCACCACACCUUUUCAUUUUUAUAUAGUCUAGGAUCCUAGUCAAAGGAAUAGUGCUGCCCACAGUAGGCAGAUCACCUCAGUUAAUGUAAUCAAGAUAAUCCCCUAGUGCUCAGGGAAACAGAGGCAGGUGGAUCUAGAGGCCAACUUGGUCAACAAAGCAAGUCCAGGACAGCCAAGGCUACACAGAGAAACCCUGUCUCCAAAAACCUAAACCAAAACCAACCAACCAACCAACCAAACAAACAAACAAACAGAAAAGAAAGUCCCCUAAAGACACACUCAGAGGUCCGGGUCUCAGGUGAUUCUAGGUCUUAUCAAGUUACCACUUGAGAUCCCACAUCAAAACAAAUGAAACAAAAUUUGACACAAACAAAUCAUGUUUAAUUUUCAUUAAAUAACUUGAUUGGAGUAACAACAACAACUCAGAAACAACAGAAAGCCUAUUAACAGAUGGAAACUGAAAAUUUUCCCACUCAGUGACCACUGGGUCAGGAAAGAAAUGAAGAAAAACACUAAAAAAAAGUUUCUAGAAUGCAAUGAAAAUGAAGGACAACAUACCCAAACUUAUGAGACACAGUGAAAGCAGAGCUAAGGGAAAAGUUCAUAGCACAAAGUGUCUUCAUAAAGAAACUGGAGAAUUCUCAUACUAGCAAAUUAAAAGCACACUUAAAAGCUCUAGAACAAAAAGAAGCAAACACAUUCAAGAGCAGUAGAUGUCAGGCAAUAAUCAAACUCAGGACUGAAAUCAGUAACUUAGUAACAAAGAGAACAAUACAAAGAAUCAAUGAAACCAAGAGCUGGUUCUUUGAGAAAAUCAACAAGAAAGACAACCCCCUAGCCAAAUUUACUAAAGUCAGAUAGACAGUAUCUAAUUUAACAAAAUCAGAAAUGAAAAGGGGGACAAUAACAACAGACCCAAAGAAUCCAAAGAAUCUUUAGGUCUUGCUUCAAAAACCUGUAUUCCACAAAAUUGGAAACUGAAAAAGAAACGGACAAUUUUCUGAAGAGAUUUUACUUACCAAAGCUAAAUCAAGAUAAGCUGUUUAAAUGGUUUAAACAGCUCUAUAACCCCUGAAGAAAUAGAAGCAGUCAUCAAAAGUCUCCCGGAAAAAAACAAACAAACAAACAAACAAAGAAAAAAAUAACAACAAAACCCAGGGCUGAUUGUUUAGGUCAGAAUUCUACCAGGCUUUCAAAUAAGAGAUAAUACCAAAACUCAUCAAACUAUUCCACAAAAGAGAAACAGAAGGAACAUUGCCAAACUCAUUCUAUGAGGCCACAGUCACCCUGAUACCUAAACCACACAAAAACUCAACAAAGAAAGAGAAUUUCAGACCACUCUCCCUCAUAAACAUUGAUGCAAAAAUACUUUACAAUAAAGUACUUGGAAACUGAAUCCAAGAACACAGCAAAUACAUUAUCAACCAUGAUCAGGUAGGCUUCAUCUCAGGAAUGCAAGGAUGGCUCAACACACGAAAAUUCAUCAAUGUAAUCCACCAUAUAAACAAACUGGAAAAAAUCACAUGAUCAUCUCAUUAGAUGCAGAAAAAGCUUCUGACAAAAUCCAACACCUCUUCAUAAUAAAAGCCUUGGAGAGAUCAGGGAUACAAGACACAUACCUAAACAUUACAAAAGCAAUAUACAGCAAGCAGAUAGCCAACAUCAAAUCAAGUGGAGAGAAACUCAAAGGAAUUCUGCUAAAAUCAGAGACAAUUCAAGGCUGUCCGCUCUCCUUAUUUCUUCAAUAUAGUACUUGAAGUCCUAACAAGAGCAAUAAGACAACUAAAGGAGAUCAAGGGGAUACAAAUUGGAAAGGAAGAAGUAUCAGUAUUCAUGGAUGAUAUUAUAGUAAACAUAAGUGAACUCAAAAAUUCUACCAGGGAGCUCCUACAGCUGAUUAACACCUUUAGCAAAGUGUCUGUAUAUAAAAUUAACAACAACAACAACAACAAAUCAGUAGCUCUCCUGUAUACAAAUGACAAACAGGCUGAAAAGAAAUUAGGGGGAAAACAGCCUUCAAAAUAGCCUCCCAAAUAUAUAAAAUGUUUUGGUGGAACUCUAACCAAUCAAGUGAAAGACCUGUAUGUCAAGAACUUCAAGUCUUUGAAGAAGGAAAUUGAAGAAGAUAUCAGAAGAUUGAAAGAUCUCCCCCGCUCAUGGAUCGGCAGGAUUAACAUAGUAAAAACGGUCAUCUUACUAAAAGCAACGUGCAAAUUCAAUGCAAUUCCUAACGAAAUACCCAAACAAUUCUUUUUAAAUUUAAUUUCAUUUAUUUACUUAUUACCAUUUAUUCAUUUUGUACCCCUCUUGCUGCCCAUUCUCCCAUUUCCUUCCAGUCCCACCCUUCCUCUUUCUCCUCCUAUGCACAUUCUCUAGUCUCUAGAUAGGGGAGGACCUCCUCCUUCUAUCUGACUGUAGCCUAUCAGUCUCAUCAAGGCUGGCUGCAUCAUCUUCCUCUGUGGCCUAGCAAGAACAGUUCUUUACAGAUCUUAAAAGAACAGUUUUCAGCUCCAUGUGGAAAAAACAAGACAAAACAAAACAAACCAGAAAAGCUAAAAUAAUCCUGUAGAAUAAAAGAUCUACAGGAUGUAUCUCCAUCCUUGUUUUCAAGCUGUCCUACAGAGCAACAAUAAUAAAAACUACAUGGUACUGACAUAGAAACAGACUUGCAGAUCAAUGGAAUCAAAUCAAAGAUCCAGAAAUAAACCCACACACCUACGGUCACUUGAUUUUUCACAAAGGAGCCAAAACUAUACAAUGGAAAAAAAGACAGCAUCUUCAACAGAUAGUGCUGGUCCAACUGGAUGUCUACAUGUGGAAUAAUGCAAAUAGAUCCAUAUUUAUCAUCCUGUGCAAAACUAAGGUCCAAGUGGACCAGAGACUUUAACAUAAUACUAGACACACUAACUCUAUUAGAAGUAAAAGUGGGGAAGAGCCUUGAAUUGAUUGGCACAGGAGACAAUUUCCUGAAUAGAACAAUAGUCCAGGCAAUAAAAUCAACAGUCAAUAAAUGGGACCUCAUGAACCUGAAAGUCUUCUGUAAAGCAAAAGACACUCUCAGUAGAACAAAACAACAGCCUACAGACUGGAAAAAGAUCUUCACCAACCCUAUAUCUGACAAAGGGCUAAUAUCCAGAACAUAUAAAGAACUCGAGAAAUUAAACACCGACAAACCAAAUAAUCCAAUUUAAAAAUGUGGUACAGAGCUAAACAGAGAAUUCUUAACAGAGGAAUAUCAAAUGGCUGAGAAAUAGUUAAAGAAAUGCUCAGUUGUCAUUAGUCAUCAGGGAAAUGCAAGUCAAAAUGUCUCUGAGAUUCCAUUUUACAUACAUCAGAAUGGCUAAGCUCAAGAUCUUAAGCUACAGCACAUGCUGGUGAGGAUGUGGAGAAAGACGAACACUCCUCCACUGCUGGUGGGAGUGUAAACAUGCACAACCAUUUUGAAAAUUAAUUUGGCGCUUUCUCAGAAUAUUGGGAAUACCACUCCUGGACAUGUGCCCAAAAUAUGUUCCACCAGACAGUAUGGACAUUUGCUCAGCUAUGUUCAUAGUGGUUUUAUUUGUAAUAGCCAGAAACUGGAAACAACAUUUAUUGGCUCUAAUAUCAUUUAAAAU
Meriones unguiculatus (Mongolian gerbil) is the source of this 10494-nucleotide messenger RNA. Its product is annotated as protocadherin beta-6-like. The transcript has a single exon. The coding region runs from base 200 to 2557 and encodes 785 amino acids. Gene Ontology annotation, molecular function: calcium ion binding. Gene Ontology annotation, cellular component: plasma membrane. The record is from RefSeq and is a predicted model, not a curated record. Lineage: Eukaryota; Metazoa; Chordata; Mammalia; Rodentia; Muridae. Gene Ontology annotation, biological process: homophilic cell-cell adhesion.